GUCCUAGAUAUUUGUCAUUAAGGUUAAAGGCUGUUUCUACACUCGCUUCUAUAGUUACAAGGCAGCUGUUUGUCUAUUGGACAUGCUCCGUUUCCCCAGGUUGGACAUAGACAGCAUAUUAAAGCUUGGACAGAUGGAACAAACUGGAGCCAAAUGGAGCAGCUGUGUUGGACAGUUUUGUGCUUCGAUAGCCGCGUUAUUAUUGCUGUGGAUGAAUGGACUGUCCCUCGUACAGAUGGCCCACUGCUCCGUCACGUACAGACACCAACCAGGAGAUCCAGUGUUGGUGGAUGAGACAGAAGCUGCAUCCUUCCUGUCCCGUUCACUGCUUUAUAACAACUGGGACUUUGAGCUGGUUGUGCCUGGUGAUCUGGAGAGGGAGUGCAUGGAAGAGAUUUGCAACUACGAGGAAGCCAGAGAGAUUUUUGAGGACGAUGCAAAGACGAAAGAUUUUUGGAAAACGUAUACCAAUCAAGGAAAUACAAACAGACUGGACGUGUCAGGUCUGGUGGCAGGGAUCCUGGCUGUACUAGUGUCUGCUGUAAUUGCCACGGUGCUGGGAGUGUACUGCUACAAAGCCAAGAAAAAGGGUGCACGGAGGUCUGGCCGACCCCCAGUACAAAUUGCAGUAGAUGGGCAUACAUCAGCUCCGGAGAUGGUGCCCCUUGGUGGGAUCACUGCACCAGGUCUGCCUAGCUACAACGAUGCACUGAAUCACAGUGGGCAGCACGAUGCUCCACCACCACCAUAUUCAGGGGGUGCGCCGUCGGUAUCUGCUGAUCCAGGUGACAAUGAAUGAAAGCCCUGCAGGUCCCUGUGUGAUACAUUGAAACACUGAUGGUUUUGGGAAAAUGUCUGGUUGUUUUUUAAAAUAUACAUAUGUUUUUUAGGAGUGCAGUUCAAAGACAGUCCCAAAGUGGACAGUACCUAAUCAUUUGUCACUAGUCUGAUCACUUAAGACUUCGUUUUUGUGCUGUGUAUUUGCGUUCUUCAAGAAAAACCAAGAUGCAUUUUAUAUAAUAAAUUAUGUAACAAUUUCACAU
Oreochromis aureus is the source of this 1043-nucleotide messenger RNA. It is a transcript of the gene prrg2, whose product is annotated as proline rich Gla (G-carboxyglutamic acid) 2. Bases 83 to 799 code for a protein of 238 amino acids. Gene Ontology annotation, cellular component: extracellular region. Lineage: Eukaryota; Metazoa; Chordata; Actinopteri; Cichliformes; Cichlidae. The transcript is spliced from 8 exons. Gene Ontology annotation, molecular function: calcium ion binding. The record is from RefSeq and is a predicted model, not a curated record.